Colletotrichum navitas is the source of this 1689-nucleotide messenger RNA. Its product is annotated as histidine acid phosphatase. The transcript is spliced from 2 exons. The coding region runs from base 112 to 1470 and encodes 452 amino acids. Lineage: Eukaryota; Fungi; Ascomycota; Sordariomycetes; Glomerellales; Glomerellaceae. The record is from RefSeq and is a predicted model, not a curated record. Gene Ontology annotation, molecular function: acid phosphatase activity.
AUCUCUUCCUUGGGGAUAAAAAACAUAUAAAAAACCGUUAAAGGCGUUUAAAGCGUCACGCGUGUAGGAAAUCACAGAUCCUAAUAAUCCCUAAACCUCGAAAUUGGCGCUAUGGCUUUAGUCCUGCUCCUUUUGUUAGCCCUAGGCUUUAGUUCUAUCAGUGGCCAGGCACUUGACCCUAAAAUACGUAGGGGAACUGAGACUAAGUCUCACUUCUGGGGCACCCUCACCCCCUUCUUCUCGGUGCCGUCAGAAAUCGACGCCGCUAUACCUGCAGGCUGCCAGAUCACCUUCGUACAAGUCCUGAGCCGGCACGGUUCUCGCAAUCCAAAGGCCACUAAGAUGCGGAAGUUCAAAGCACUUAUCGAGCGCAUCCGGACCAAAGUCUCCCACUACGGCGAUGGCCUUGAGGUCUUAAAGACCUACAAGUUACCCCAAGACGUGGACCAGCUUACACCGUUUGGCAAGAAGGAGUCUAUUGACUCAGGUAGAUCAUUCUACGCACGGUACCAGGAUCUGGCCACCGACAACGAUCCCUUUAUUCGAAGCAUUAGCGAGGACCGCGUGGUCCAGACAGCCUCUUUAUGGAAGCAAGGUUUCUAUCGCUCUAAGACAGGCGACAGCUCCCGUAAACUAGACAACAGAUCUCCUGGGCGCAUCCACAUUAUGCCCAUAAGGAAAGGCUUUAAUAAUACACUGCACCACGGCGUGUGUACAGCGUUUGAAAGAGACUUUGAUGAUCUUACUGAGGAAGCGCAAGCUCAGUGGCGUAUAAAAUAUACACGGCCAAUCACAGCACGGCUAAAUAAGAUGCUGCCUGGGGCUCAUCUCACAGCUGCUGAUACUGUGCUCUUAAUGUUACUGUGCCCAACGAACACAGUAGUCAACGGUAUAGAGUCAGAAGUCUGUAAGCUCUUUACAAAAGAGGAGUUUAAGAACUACGAAUACUCUGAGACACUUGGCAAAUAUUAUGCAUGGAGUUUAGGCAACUCGCUAGGUCCAACACAGGGGGUAGGCUUUACUAAUGAGCUCAUUGCGCGGUUAACGCAACAGCCAGUGGUCGACCAUACAUCAACCAACUCAACGCUUACUGGAGAUCCAGCAACAUUCCCACUUAAUAAGAAGAUAUACGCUGACUUUACCCGGGGUAACGUUAUGGUGGCUAUUUUUAGUGCGCUGGGACUAUUUGAUAAAGCAAAGCCACUGAGUAAGACGGAGAGGACACCAAUAGCAAAGGCUGGGGGUUUCUCAGCUAGCAGGUUAAUUCCGUUCGCAUCGCGUAUGUAUGUAGAGAAGAUGAAGUGUAGCGGCGAGACGGAUGAGGAGAUGGUCCGGGUGCUAAUCAACGAUCGGGUGAUGCCGCUAUCAGGUUGCGACGUUGAUAAGCUCGGCCGGUGCAAGCUAGGGCAGUUCGUGGAAAGCUUGGAAUUCGCGAGGAGUGGAGGGCACUGGGAUAAGUGUUUUGACUAAUAAUUACCCAGAGGUGCUAGGUUUUGGUCAAAGUUAAACACCCUCUCCAAGGAGGGGGCGAAAAAAGGGGUGUCACACCUGGUCCUACUGUCCUCUUUUUGUUAUUGAUUUCUCACCAAAACAAUCAAUUAUUUGGACAAGUUAUCGACAGAAAUCAAUACAUAAUGUCGGGAAGCAGCUGACAGGCUCAUACGAAGGUAGGGGGUCAAUGAAGAUGGA